Messenger RNA from Pogonomyrmex barbatus (red harvester ant), 1550 nucleotides. RefSeq lists its product as uncharacterized. Gene Ontology annotation, cellular component: membrane; endoplasmic reticulum. The record is from RefSeq and is a predicted model, not a curated record. NCBI's taxonomy places the organism in Eukaryota, Metazoa, Arthropoda, Insecta, Hymenoptera, Formicidae. Gene Ontology annotation, molecular function: chloride channel activity.
AUUUGGUGAUAUUAGAAGAAAAUAGUUUCCCUGCCGGCAUGUGUUUUCAUAACAAUCGUCUCGCAGAAUAUUUUAUGUAUUUCGAAUUUUUUUCAUAGUAGGACGAUUUUUGCAGAACACAUAAAACAUCGAUAUGUACAUUCUCCAAUCGACAUUAUAUGGUGUUUUGUAUCUAUGUGGAUUAUUCUUGAGUAUCUGUUGUGAGGAGGCUACACUCGAUGAUGUCACGUCAAUUACUCCCGAACUCAAAAAUAUACAUUCAUUUUUCUAUAAAUCUACAAAAGAAGACUUAUCUAGUGCAUUUGUAGAUGCAAGGAAAGAUGAGAAAUCCUCUGCCAUGGCAUCACCAUGCAACUGUAAAGAUAUGGAAGAACAAAAUACCCAGGAUGCAAUUUUCUACAAACGUUUGAUCACUUUAUUAUUAUCAAAUCUUGCGAUGCAGAAAGUUGAUAAUGGAUUAGUUGGAACGCUUAGCAUAAGCAUGUCUUCUGCACAAUUCGAAUACCUUCAAAACUUCGUGAAUGGCCAAGGUUCUAUAAGAGAAGUUGAUAGAAUACUUGAUGAUAUGAUAAAGCAAUCUGAAUACUCAACAUGUUACUAUAUGGCUGAGAUGUUUCAUUACUUUGAUUUAUUUGUGAGCAAAAUAUCAGACCAUUGGGUGCGUUAUCUGUCGCUUAUGAAAGAACAUUGGGACAUAACUAUAAUCUCCUUUACAGUCAUAGCUAGUUUUAUGAUUUUGAGAAGGCAAAGAUGGUCCCGAAGUUUGCUUAUCUUUCUCAUAAUUGAUAUUAUAUUUGUAAUGAGUUUUUUUAUGACCUGGUGGCGACUUAUACAGGAAGCAGAAAUUAAAUUCAUGGCGGCACAAGCGCAAUUUCGAGAAAUGCCGAUUGCUUGUCAACCACAUAAAAUGAAUCUUUGGGAUAAAAUGGUUACAUGGUUUUCUCCUACAAAUUGUGAAAAAUACUAUGAAACGAUUAUGACUAAUCCUAGACUGAAAGUGACACCAGCAUUAGCAUUGACUCACUUUCUCAGUACAGUUAUUUUCCAACCUUUAUCAUACUUUGGACUUGCUAUAUCUGAAUUUAUAGAUAAUGCUACUGGUAAUCUGAACUUUUUCUAUAGGUUUCCUGUUAUAAUCAUUAUUUUCAUAAGUAUCUGCAUAUGUAUAAUAUUGAUACCAUUUUCGUGGAUUGGCGGAUCUAUUAAUUUUGGUAUUGGACCAUUCUUUAAAUUUGCAAUAAAGGGCAGAGAAAGCUCUAAAGAACAAGAACGCAUUGAUCGGAUUUACGAGAACACUUUACUUAAGCAACAAUUGAAAGAAUCAGAAGAAAUGAAGCAAAUUACAUUGGAACAAGAUAAUGAUCCUGCUGGAGGCGAUGUUGAUAUGCAUUAUUUAAAGAAAAAACGUAACAAAUGCAAGUAUGAAAGUGAAGAUAGAGAUGGAAACAUGGAAAUGGAAUGUAAAAAGAAAAAAAAGAUGAUUGUGAUUGCAAUUGCUAACGAUGUACUUCUUAUAUUGUCAUAAAUACAGUAAUUAUUUUAUUAAUAAU